AUGUCCAAAAUUCUGGCAUGUCUUUUCUUGGCGAUUUUGGGAAUGGUUUAUUCACAACCGCUUUUCGGGCUCGAGAAACAGCUACUGUAUUCGUUUCAGGACCCAGAUGAGGUAAUUUUGGGCGCGAAAAGUAGUAUAGUAUUAUAUAUUUGAUCUACAGUACUCGUUUCAUUGCGGGACCCAUUUUUUGAAACAUUUUUUUCAUCUACAGUACUUUUUGUAGUUCAAAAAAUAUGUGCACCUUGUGAGAUAUCAUUUUGAUCCAAAUUUCAAGCUAAAGACAACUACAGUACCCUUUUUCCAUCUACAGUACCUCUGGUAGCUCGAAAAUAGCUUCAAGAAAAAUGUUUUUGAAAAUUUUCAAAACCAAUUUUCUCUGAGCUUGUGAGAUAUCAUUUUGAUCCAAAUUUCAAGACGAAUAAAGCUACAAUAUCCUACAGUACCCAAUUUCUAUUUUCCAGUUCGAAAUCAUCAACAAACGCUCUCCAUUGCUCAGUUUAGUGGGCUCCAACAUGCGAUUCACCGAACCAUUCCGCCAACGAAUUCAGCUCAAUAAAAAGAAGAUUCGAUCGGUCAAAGUUGACGGUAGGUUGGGUUACUGUAGAUUUUGUUGAGUUACUAUAAAUAGGGAUGAAAAUAGAGAAAAGAAGAGGGGGAUGUUCAAAAAUUCAUGAUUUUUCUGACAUUUGAACUUUUGUUUUGGUCUUUUUUGUUGUUGCGAAGAUGACGCGCGAAUAAACAAAUAUUUUUGGUGCUAGAAUACAAUUUGGAGCACGCGACGAGGGUUCGCGUCUAGAGAUGUGUAGUAGCUGUCAAGGGAUGACGCCUAGAGACAUCUAGUAGAUGGUAAGGGUUGGCUGCUUGACCAGUGGGCUGUUAAGGGCUCGGCCUAGAGACACAUUAAAGCUCUCAAGACAUACCUGCUUGACAAAGCGAUUGUCAAGACUUUACGCCUAGAGACCCUCUAGUUGCUCUCAAGGGUUGGCUGCUUGAAAAUUGUGCUUUCAAGGACUCGUGCCUAGAGACCUCUAGAAGCUCACAAGGGUUGGCUGCUUGAAAAUUGUGCCUUUAAGGACCCGAGCCUAGUCAAACUCCAAAUGUUUUCUUGCAGAUCCAAUCCUUCUCCCGUGCUCCAAAAACGAAUGUCCACAACUCUACCAAUAA
Molecule: messenger RNA, 1164 nt
Organism: Caenorhabditis angaria
Lineage: Eukaryota; Metazoa; Nematoda; Chromadorea; Rhabditida; Rhabditidae
Source: the annotation of a GenBank genome assembly